This is a messenger RNA of Acomys russatus (golden spiny mouse), 1665 nucleotides long. It is a transcript of the gene Nek11, whose product is annotated as NIMA related kinase 11. Gene Ontology annotation, molecular function: protein kinase activity; ATP binding. Gene Ontology annotation, biological process: protein phosphorylation. NCBI's taxonomy places the organism in Eukaryota, Metazoa, Chordata, Mammalia, Rodentia, Muridae. The transcript has 14 exons. The record is from RefSeq and is a predicted model, not a curated record.
AUGCUAAAAUUCCAAGAGACUGCCAAGUGUGUGCGCGGAUCCACAGCCAUCUCCACGCACCCAGCUACCUUGAUUGGAGGAAGAUAUGUUCUUCGACAGAAACUUGGCAGCGGGAGUUUUGGAAUUGUCUAUCUGGUGUCAGACAAGAGAGCCAAACAGGGAGAGGAACUAAAGGUACUGAAGGAAAUUUCUGUUGGAGAAUUAAAUCCGAAUGAAACUGUACAGGCCAGAGUGGAGGCCCAGCUCCUCGCCAAGCUAAACCAUCCGGCCAUUGUCAAGUUCCAUGCAAGCUUUGUGGAGCAGGAUACUUUUUGCAUUAUCACAGAAUACUGUGAGGGCCGAGACCUGGACUGGAACAUUCAGGAGUACAAGGAAGCUGGGAAAAUCUUCCCUGAAGGUCAGAUAGUGGAGUGGUUUAUCCAGCUGUUGCUUGGAGUUGACUACAUGCACGAGAGGAGGAUACUCCAUCGAGAUUUGAAGUCAAAGAAUAUAUUUCUGAAAAAUAACCUACUUAAAAUUGGGGAUUUUGGAGUUUCUCGACUGCUAAUGGGAUCAUGUGAGCUGGCUACCACUUUAACUGGGACUCCCCACUACAUGAGUCCCGAGGCCCUGAAGCACCAAGGCUGCGAUGCCAAGUCUGACAUCUGGUCACUGGCAUGCAUUUUAUAUGAGAUAUGUUGCAUGGAUCAUGCAUUUGCUGGCUCCAGUUUCUUAUCUGUGGUUUUAAACAUUGUGGAAGGCAACACACCUUCACUCCCUGAGAGAUACCCACAAGAGCUAAACACCAUCAUGGAAAGCAUGUUGAACAAGAGUCCUUCACUGAGACCAUCUGCUGCAGAAGUUUUAAAACUCCCUUACAUUGAAGAGCAGCUUCAGUUUGACUGCGAGAUUGCAUGUUGGGGAAUGUUUAUUACUUAUAGGCAGGAAAAGAUUCACCUGCAGACUCUGCAAGCCCUGUCUGAAGUGCAGGAAAUGACACCGAGAGAAAGGAUGCGGCUGAGGAAACUGCAGACAGCUGAUGAAAAGGCCAAGAAGCUGAAGAAGAUUGUGGAAGACAAAUCUAAAGAGAACAACAAGCGGAUGCAAGAAUUGAGAUUCAGGAACUCAGAGCCUCUGAGUACUCACGUUCUCUGAAAAACACCCCAUUUAAUGAGAAUGGAAGAAAAGGAGGUGCAACCCUAGGGAAGGCUUUCUUGUUCACCCCAGGAGGAGGAGGAGGGAGAAAGGCACGCAGGCAGGGAAGAGGAAUUAGAUGAACAGACUUCAGAGAACCUGCCUGAGCCUCAGUCCCUUCCUUCUCUGGCCCUGGGUGAACUUGAGCCAAGUUUAGAGGACACCAUCGUUGACCUCGGACAUCAUGAGAUCCCAGAAGACCCCCUUCUUGCUGAAGAAUAUUAUGCUGAUGUGUUUGAUUCCUGUUCUGAAGAGAGUGAGGAGCAGGAGGGAGAAGCAAUGGUGUUCUCAGAAGCAGAGGGAGAAACGAGGGAGAGGGGAGCCCCACCUGCCUACAGAGCAAACCAACAGGACAGUGAUAUCGAAGCACUGGUCGAUUGUUUGGAAAACGUCCUGUGUUGCACCUCGCUAGGUAAGUCAGCUUCUUCAGGUUCCAAACUGUAGUGAUCUUUGCUGUUUCUAUUAGACUACCCAAGAAGUAGAAAGCUAUAU